This is a messenger RNA of Penicillium brasilianum, 4150 nucleotides long. NCBI's taxonomy places the organism in Eukaryota, Fungi, Ascomycota, Eurotiomycetes, Eurotiales, Aspergillaceae. The record is from the annotation of a GenBank genome assembly.
UCCAGAAUCAAUGGAUGUCUAACGCGAUGCCUCCACUGAACUCCUCUUCCCCCUCCUCCUCCCUCGUGCUGGUGUUGGCCCUUUUCUAUCAGCAUCUCGCUUCUCUUCUCUUUUGACUCCUAUACUCUCUGCAUCAUCCCCCGUUUGUCUCUGUACUCUCGCACCAUUUGAUCCCUACUUCGAUCCCGACCGGGAAACCCAGGGUCAAUCUCAAGCCCGCAAGUGGACUGAUCUGCGUCUUAACGUGGAUUUAAUUUACCGUCCCCACGGCCCCGUCCGAAAGCUCGAGAGCUGUCACCGCGUCAGGGGCUCGACUGGCUCCGUUGGCUCGAACUGGCUCGACUGGCCCUUCCCUCGGCCUCCGCUCGACGCCUAGUGCACUUCUGCCUCCUUUGCCCCCCCUCUCCCUCAACGGGUCGUACGGGUCUACGGGCCUUCUCCUAUUCUGGCGAGAAUUCCUUUUUAUUACAUCGUGCCCGGUCUCUGAUUCUAUGACCCAUUCCCUCCCCCUCCUCCUUCUCUGACUUUAAUCCUCUCUACAAUAUCUCCCCCUCCUCCUUUCCACAACCUCCCACCUACCAACUGAACUUGCCAACUACUCUGUCACUCCUUACAUACCGAUCCCGACUACGGUACUCCGCCCAAUACACACCGUCCCGGUUCCAACUAAUGGGAGCAACGCUGCCUCCUUACUCGCUAUAACUGCAUUCCUCGAUGCGCGUCGGCCCCAAUUGACUACCUCCCCGUAUCGUCGUGGGAUCUCCGCCCUAAAAGUCUCCCCCCCCCUCUAAUACCUGCUCUCUUCAUCUGCUGGCAGAUCCGAAGAGAUACCGUUCACUAUGACCGUCACAUACGAUCCUCCCUCUCGAGGGACGCACGCAUCCAUGGCCAGCCUGGAAGAGCGAUUUCAGGUGAUGAAAGAGGUCGGCGAUGGUAGCUUCGGCAGCGUCGCCUUGGCUCGUGUACGGACUGCCGGUGCUCACAUUGCGCGACGAGGGACGAUGGUCGCUAUAAAAACGAUGAAGAAGACUUUCGACUCUCUAGGCCCAUGUCUGGAGCUCCGGGAAGUCAUCUUCCUGCGCACACUCCCCGUCCACCCUCAUCUCGUCCCCGCGCUCGACAUCUUUCUCGACCCGCUCACCCGCAAGCUACACAUCUGUAUGGAGUAUAUGGAUGGUAACCUGUACCAAUUGAUGAAGGCCCGCGACCACAAGUACUUCGAAGGCAAGCACGUCAAGAGCAUUCUGUACCAGAUCUUGUCCGGAUUGGACCACAUUCACGCCCACCACUUCUUCCACCGCGACAUCAAGCCCGAGAACAUUCUGGUAUCGACGUCUGCCCCCAAUGACUCUACCUUCAGCCGCUACUCCAACCUCGUCACUCCCCCAUCUACCCCUCCCACCUACACCGUGAAGAUUGCCGACUUUGGUCUCGCGCGUGAGACGCACUCCAAACAGCCCUACACCACCUACGUCUCGACCCGCUGGUAUCGGGCUCCUGAAGUGCUCCUGCGUGCGGGAAUCUAUUCCGCCCCCGUCGAUAUGUGGGCCGUUGGCGCCAUGGCCGUUGAAAUCGCUACGCUCAAGCCGCUGUUCCCCGGCGGCAAUGAGGUCGACCAGGUGUGGCGCGUUUGUGAGAUUAUGGGUAGCCCUGGUAACUGGUACAGCAAAUCUGGUGCAAAGAUUGGCGGUGGUGAGUGGCGCGAAGGUUCUCGACUGGCCCACAAGCUGGGAUUCACGUUCCCCAAGAUGGCACCGCACUCCAUGGAUACGGUUCUCCAGCAGCCACAAUGGCCCGCUGCGCUCGCCGAGUUCGUGACCUGGUGUCUUAUGUGGGAUCCCAAGAAUCGCCCAACCUCGACCCAGGCACUCAAUCACGAGUACUUUGCCGAUGCGGUUGACCCAUUGCGGCCCAAGUCUUCUACUUCUUCACGUCUACUAGGCCGCAAGCCUUCCGACAGGAGCUUCAAGUCACCCACUUUCACUCCCAGCGACUCCCCCACUCUUUCCUCCAAGCCUUCGUGGUUCCGCCGCUCAUUGAUUGGCCGGUCCGAGAGUCCCGUCCCGACUCUUGAUGGCGAUAGCCCUGCUAGACCUCCUGCUGUCACUUACCACACCGUUCCGGAAAUCCAACCAGCCAAGCCCCGCCCCGCCAACACCAAACGGGCAACCUGGGCCAACGGUGCCCCCAUGCCUAUUCUACCUUCAAUUCGCCCCGUGUCUCCUCUCUCCAACUCCGUGACCGCCCAAGCGAACGCCACCGUCGCACACGGCGAGGCCUUGAAGCCUUCCGAGUCCGACCAGAGCAACAAGAAAAUUGGUCGUCAAUUGUCCGUCAACUCGAAUGGCAAUCACUACUCUGAUGUGCACCGACAGGAAGCCGAACGUAUGCUCAAUGGCUCUGGUCAGACUACCCCAACAACCAAGGAGAGCUUCUUCUCGCACCUGCGCAAGCGUGCGCGCCGACUCUCUGGACGUAACCAGGCCAACCCUGCGGUGGAUGAUGUCGAGGCUAAUGCUGGCUGCAUUCCCUGGUCCAACCGCUCAUCAAUGGCUCUCGAUGGAAACAACCCGGGCGAGCCCAAGCCACACUCCGACCUGAGUGAGCUGGACAAGGCUCUCCAGAGCGUCAAGUACGCUUUGGAUACGUCUACUCUUGGCAACAUACCUGUCCACCUCAUGAACAGCUCCGACAACGUCAUGAAGCGGCAGUCAAUGCCCACCAGUAAUCCCGCCCCUAUCUCAAGCCGGACCCGGCGAGCGAUGCAGAUGACAAGCCACCCGGUCCACCGGUAUGAGACACCAGAGGAAGAGGACGAGCUGCUGGAUGAGGUCCUGCAUUCUGCUAGCAAGGCGGCCAAGCGUCUUGCUCAGGCACAAUCCUUGACUUCCCAUGCUCCUGAUGUGAGCCAACGACACACCGAUGACUCGCACGCACUUCCCAGCCCCUAUCCCACUCCUUCGCCAACCGCCAGAGCCGAUGGCUACUUUGAGACUCCCGUCAAGCCGAGCGUGGCCAAGGCCGGUAACGAAUCCUCCAACCGUCAAUGGCCCACUCCUCCUUACGAAGAGGCCGAGUGGAACAACAAGGCGACCAGCUUGCACUUCCCUUCUGCAUCCAACUACAUUUAAAUCGAGAACCAUCUCGACACCUACCCUCAAUCAUUUCGAAUCAACCCUCUUCAUACCUACUCCAUCACCAUCCACCGUCUAUCUGCAUCUUUGUCUCCCUCUUCCCUACUCGGGUUGAGAUGAGACACACCAAAAAUUACGCCAGAGCAUACGCCAAAAAGCGGACACAAACCGAGUUCAGGCGUAUUGGCUGUUUUCUUCGUUUCGGGAUCUUCCUUUUCCAUCUUUUCUCACGGUUGGGCUUUUUCCGGAUUUGAUUUGAUCUUUGCGUUGGCGAGCAUGGUUUUUGAUCUCCCUCAUUUCUUAUCUUUUUUUUUCAUACCCCCAAAGGCCUUUUUUUGAUAUAGAUAGAUCCGGCCUCCCACUUUGUGUUGAUUCGCCCCUUUUUUUCGGAUUAUCUGGAGUCCUUUCGUUUGCGAUCCUCAUCUGGCGUUGCACAUUUUCCAUUUCUUUCACUUUCGCUCAUCUUGAUACCACCUCGCGCAAGUCGCAUUAUAUAUCACUCCCUGCACCUCCCACAAUCUACAUCAUCCUGCAUUGCACAUUUUGCCUAUCGGCUUCAUUUUCCGAUGAACAUGGUCUUUCCUAUUUUCCUUUUGUCCAUACUUCUUUCAUACAUUGUACAUUGUCUCUGGCUCCUGCUCCUGCUCUUCCCACUUUUGUCAAUCUCUUGCCUCCCUCUGCCACCCCCUCACUCUCACUGUCUCGCUCUCUAUACAUCUCUCGUUUCCAUUCCUCGUCGUCGAUCGGAGUUGGAAUCUCUCGCUCAUUCCUUCACUUUCUUGUACCAUUUUACCAUACCUUUUUUAGGCUCUGCCUCGACUGAUGCACUAGACUGGCUGGGAUUUUCCGGUCUGGUGGCUUUAUUUGAUUGUAAUAUAUCUCCUACGGCGAUUGGGCUAUUAUAUAUACACCUGUCAUGCAUAAUAUUCAUCCCCUCUACAUAUCUAUUGAUUUCUCUUUCUAUGUAUAAAGACCCGGGCACGGAAGCCGUUACAGAUGAUUUGAAAUGAGCCUUG